Messenger RNA from Pteronotus mesoamericanus, 3116 nucleotides. RefSeq names its product NOP14 nucleolar protein (gene NOP14). The coding region runs from base 212 to 2797 and encodes 861 amino acids. Gene Ontology annotation, cellular component: small-subunit processome; Noc4p-Nop14p complex; nucleolus. The transcript has 18 exons. Gene Ontology annotation, biological process: maturation of SSU-rRNA. NCBI's taxonomy places the organism in Eukaryota, Metazoa, Chordata, Mammalia, Chiroptera, Mormoopidae. The record is from RefSeq and is a predicted model, not a curated record.
ACUGCGCGGAUAGGCAUGUAAACUGAGCCGGAUGUGUCUGCUUGCGGCCGCGCAGUUAUCGCGACACGAAGUCUGGGACAGCUCGCUGGUCCCGGCACGUGUUUCCCGAAGGGGUCCGCUGUCCGCCGACUUGGGCAAUCGGCUCACCUCUUCUGGAUCUCCCAGGCCGUGCCACGGAGUCGGGCGCCUUGGGGUGCAGCAAGAGUAGGCCAUGGGGAAGGCCAGGGCCAUCGGGACGCGCACCAAGGCUCCCGGGGCCCCGGCGGGAGCACGGGGCCCCCGGACCAAGCCCAACCCCAACCCGUUCGAAGUGAAAGUCAACAGGCAGAAGUUCCAGGUUCUGGGCAGGAAGAUGCGCCACGACGUGGGGGUGCCCGGGGUGUCGCGCGCGCGGGCCAUCCAGAAGCGUACCCAGACUUUGCUGAAGGAAUACAAGGAGAGGGAUAAGUCCAACGUGUUCAGAGACAGACGCUUGGGGGAGUAUGACAGCACCGUCAGCCCAGAGGAGAAGAUGGCGCGGAGGUUUGCCCUGGAGCAGCAGCGACAACAUGAAAAAAGAAACAUCUACAACCUGAACGAAGACGAAGAAUUAACUCAUUACGGCCAGUCUUUGGCAGACAUUGAAAAGCAUGACAACAUCGUGGACAGCGACAGCGACGCUGAGGACCGGGGAGUCCUGUCCGCGGAGCUGACGGCGGCCCAUUUCGGGGGCGGAGGGCCCCUCCAGAAGACCUCGCAGCAGCCAGGCCCGGACGGCGAGAGGCCCAGGUCCCGCAAAGAGUUGAUUGAGGAGCUCAUCGCAAAGUCGAAACAGGAGAAGCGGGAGAGGCAGGCGCAGCGAGAGGACGCCCUGGAGCUCACAGAGAAGCUGGACCGGGACUGGAGGGAGAUCCAGAGCCUCCUGGCUCGCAAGGCGCCGCGGCCGCAGGACAGGGACCGACAGAGACCCCAGCCUGACGCCUAUGACCUGAUGGUCCGAGAGCUGGGCUUCGAGAUGAAGGCUCAGCCCUCAGACAGGAUGAGAACGGAAGCAGAGCUGGCAAAGGAGGAGCAGGAGCGGCUGGAGCGCCUGGAGGCUGAGAGAGUGCGGAGGAUGCUGGGAAAGGGCGAAGGCGAGGACACGCAGAAGCCCGCGCACACGUCGGCCGACGACUUGAACGAUGGCUUCGUGCUGGACAAGGAUGACCGGCGUCUGCUCUCCUACAAAGACGGAAAGAUGACCAUCCAGGACGAGCGCAGCGGGGAAGCCAGUGACGGAGCGAACACGGAGGAGGAGCAGGAGGAGGAGCAGGAGGAGGAGGAUGAGGAGGAGGAUGCGAGCGAGGAGGACGCAGAGGACAGCGUCGGCUCGGACGGCCACUCCGACCUGGAGAGCGCGGAGGAGAGCGCGGAGGAGAGCGCGCGCCCAGAGCUGGCGCAGCGGCAGACGCCCAAGGCCCGGGCGACAGGCAGUGGUCGGGAAGCACAAGAAGCUGCCAGAGCUGAGCUGCCUUACACGUUUGAAGCGCCUGCGUCCUCCGAGGACCUGAAGUCUCUGCUGUCCGGGAGGUCGGCGGAGGAGCAGCUGCUGGUAGUGGAGAGGAUUCAGAAAUGCCACCACCCCAGCCUCGCUGCGGGAAACAAGGCAAAAUUAGAGAGGCUGUUCGGCUUCCUCUUGGAGUACGUGGGCGAUUUGGCUGCAGACGACCCUCCAGGCCUUGACGUGGUUGAUAAGCUGGUUGUGCAGCUGUACAACCUCUGCCAGAUGUUCCCUGCAUCCGCGAGCGAGUCUGUCAAGUCCGUCCUCCGCGACGCCAUGCACGAGAUGGAGGGGGCCGUCGAGGAGAAGGGCCGGGCCGCGUUUCCGGGGCUGGACGUGCUCGUUUACCUGAAGAUCGCGGGGAUGCUGUUCCCAACCUCGGACUUCCGGCACGCCGUGGUGACGCCCGCCCUGGUGUGCAUGAGCCAGCUGCUCACGAAGUGCCCCGUCCAGUCUCUCCAAGACGCCGUGAAGGGCCUGUUCGUGUGCUGCGUGUUCCUGGACUAUGUGGCUCUGUCUCGGCGCUUCGUGCCCGAGCUGAUUAAUUUUCUUCUUGGGAUUCUGUACAUAGCGACUCCAAACAAGCCAAGCCAAGGUUACACCCUGGUGCACCCUUUCAGACCUCUGGGGAGGAACUCAGAGCUGCUCCUGGUGUCCAGCGAAGAGGACAGGGCCACAUGGCAGAGGAGGAGCCUGUCCCUCCGCUGGGCGAGCAGACGGACAGCCCAGGAGGGGACGGAGGCCAACCACACCAGGCUCUCCUGCCUGGCCGUGUGCCUGGCCCUGGUGAGGCGCUGUGUGGUCCUGUACGGCACACUGCCCGCCUUCCACGACAUCGCACGGCCGCUCGGGGCCCUCCUGACGCAGCACCUGGCUGGCCUCCGUCACCCCGUCGAGCUGCAGGAGCUGUGCCGAAGCGCACUGGCCGACGUGGAGGCCCAGGAGAGGCGCUACCCACCCCUGAUCUGUGAGAAGAGCAAGCCGGUCCCGCUGAAGCUGUUCACCCCCCGGCUGGUCAAAGUGCUCGAGUUCGGCAGGAAGCGGGGAAGCACCAAGGAGGAGCAGGAGCGGCAGAGGCUGGUCCACAAGCACAGGCGCGAGUUCAAGGGCGCCGUGCGGGAGAUCCGCAAGGACAACCAGUUCUUGGCCCGGACACAGCUCUCGGAGAUCAUGCAACGGGAUGCGGAAAGAAAGCGCAAAGUGAAGCAGCUUUUUAACAGCCUGGCUGAGCAGGAAGGUGAAUGGAAGGCUCUGAAGAGGAAAAAGUUCAAAAAAUAAAUUCAAGGAGACACUGUAUAUUGAAAGUCAGGAUGUCGUAACGUCCGUCCGUGUCUUCCCUACACCUCAGCUCCCCUCGCUGCAUCUCUCCUGACGAAAUGGGCGCGGCUCGGUCCGCGGAGCCAUCGCAGGGUCUGGGACUUGAGGGGAUUCUGGCCGAUGUCGUCUUUAGUCAACCAAGGGUAUGCGCCUUCGUGUAUAGAAUGCAGUGUUACUUUACGUUAUAAAUUAUAUUUUCAACUACAAAGUAAACAACUUUGCAAACAGUUUAGAAACUGGAGCAGGAAAAAGUCACCCAUGAUAGCCCAGCGCGGGACUG